Messenger RNA from Artibeus jamaicensis (Jamaican fruit-eating bat), 5356 nucleotides. It is a transcript of the gene PLEKHG2, whose product is annotated as pleckstrin homology and RhoGEF domain containing G2. Gene Ontology annotation, molecular function: guanyl-nucleotide exchange factor activity. The coding region runs from base 1116 to 5144 and encodes 1342 amino acids. The record is from RefSeq and is a predicted model, not a curated record. NCBI's taxonomy places the organism in Eukaryota, Metazoa, Chordata, Mammalia, Chiroptera, Phyllostomidae. The transcript is spliced from 18 exons.
GGGGACUGAGCCUGUCCAAACCCAGCCCUCGCCUUGGCCCCUGCCGCAGAGGUGAAGUGUGUGACUGUGCAACUGUGUGUGAGACUCAGACAGGUGAGCACGCAAGGGAGGGGCAGAGCCUGCUGGACAUUCAUGCCUUUAUUCAAGACACAGUGCAGCCCUCUGUGGCUGGCCCGGUGCCAGGUUAUGCUGGCAACACAGGGUGACCGAGACAGUCCCAGGCCUGCCUGCACAGAGCUGCAGGCCUGGUGGGGGGGGGGUGGAGUUGGGCCCAUCCCUAGACAUUGAGAGUUCACAGGGAUAUAUAUCCCAGGGCAGAGUGGUCAGAGCUGGGAUUGAGAAAGCUUCAAGGGGCCGUGGGAGCCUAGUCGGGGAGGUCAGGGGAGGCUUCCUGGAGACGGGACCAUCUAAACUGAAAACAGAGCUCUGAUCCGUGUGGCUCGGUUUGUUGGAGUGUGGUCUGUAACUGAAGGGCGGUGGGUUCAAUCCCUGGACUGGGUGGGUACCACCCCAGGUCCAGGUGCUGACAGGGGGCGACCAAUGGAUGUUUCUCUCUCGUUCCCCUCCUCUCUCUCUCUAAAAAGCGAUAAAAAAAUUUUCUCCUCAGAUGGAAAUUUUUAAAAAGAAAUUAAGAAAUAUAUAUAAAUAGACUGAGGAGAGUAAGAAGUAUGAAUUGGGAAAGGCAGGGAAGAGCACUCCACACAAUGAGACCAGUGUGUGCGAAGGCCAAGAGGUAAGAAGAGGCUGCUUCUUUAAGUAACUGAAAGAAGCUAAGUGUGACUGGAGACUGGAGUGUAGAAAGUGGCCUGGCUGCGGGAAGAGCACGUCCCGGAAAGGUCUCUAAAGACUGCCUUGCACAGAGUCUUUCGACUUGAGGAGUUUGCACUUCAUCCUGAGGGUAUGAGGGGGUUAUAGUCGUGGGAGUGACCGAGUCAGACAGGCAAAUUAAUAAAGAUAUCCUAGGCCGAUGUAUGGAUAUGGACUAGAGAGGCGGAGGUCAGAAGCCCAGAAAGGACCCUGAUGGGAGAGGACAGGACUGGCCCAAGGCAGCACGGUAGGAAGAGGAGGAGGGAGCCGUGGGAGAGAUACUAAGUGUGGUUUCCGCAACCCCUGCCAUGGCCUCCCCACGAGGUUCUGGGAGCUCCACAUCCCUGAGCACAGUGGGCUCUGAGGGGGACCUGGCCCCGGGGCCCACCCCUGCCUGUACAGCCUCCAGGCCAGAGCCCCUUCCAGGACCCCCCAUCCGCCUGCAUCUGUCGCCUGUGGGGACCCCCGGGUCUGUGAAACCCUCAAGGCUGGAGCGUGUGGCCCGUGAGAUUGUGGAGACAGAGCGGGCCUAUGUCCGAGACCUCCGCAGCAUCGUAGAGGACUACCUGGGCCCCCUGCUGGAUGGCGGGGUCCUGGGGCUGAGUACAGAGCAGGUGGGCACGCUGUUUGCAAACAUCGAGGACAUCUACGAGUUCAGCAGCGAGCUCCUGGAGGAGCUGGAAGGCAGCAGCAGUGCAGGGGGCAUUGCGGAGUGCUUCGUGCAGAGGAGUGAGGAUUUUGACAUCUACACAUUGUACUGCAUGAACUACCCGAGCUCCCUGGCCCUGCUCCGGGAGCUCUCGCUGUCUCCACCAGCAGCCCUUUGGCUGCAGGAGCGCCAGGCCCAGCUCCACCACUCGCUGCCCCUGCAGAGCUUCCUGUUGAAACCUGUUCAGCGCAUCCUCAAGUACCAUCUGUUGCUACAGGAGCUAGGCAAGCAUUGGGCGGAGGGCCCUGACACGGGGGGCCGUGAGAUGGUGGAGGAGGCCAUUGUGUCCAUGACAGCGGUUGCCUGGUACAUCAACGACAUGAAGCGCAAGCAGGAGCAUGCUGCACGCCUCCAGGAAGUGCAGCGGCGGCUAGGUGGCUGGACCGGCCCGGAGCUCAGUGCUUUUGGGGAGCUGGUGCUGGAAGGCUCAUUCCGCGGUGGUGGAGGGGGCGGUCCCCGCCUUCGAGGGGGUGAGCGGCUGCUCUUUCUCUUCUCACGGAUGCUGCUUGUGGCCAAGCGCCGGGGGCCGGAAUACACCUACAAGGGUCACAUCUUUUGCUGCAACCUGAGUGUGAGCGAGAGUCCUCGUGACCCUCUAGGGUUCAAGGUGGCUGACCUGACCAUUCCCAAGCACAGGUACCUGCUCCAGGCCAAGAACCAAGAAGAGAAGAAGCUGUGGAUCCACUGUCUCCAGAGCCUCUUCUUUGAGAACCACCCUGCCUCCAUCCCGGCCAAGGCAAAACAAGUUCUCCUUGAAAGCAGCCUGUACUGUGCUCCUAAAAGUAAGCCUGUCCCAGAGCCCGUGACACUCCUACUUGGGUCUCCCCGACCUCGAGAUGCUAGAAGUUUUACCCCUGGACGAAGGAACACAGCCCCGUCUCCAGCCCCCUCCACUACGCGCCGUGGCCGCAGACAGUCCGAGCCAGUGAAGGACCCAUACGUCGUGUUGCCACAGCACACUAAGCCUGGACUCAAGCAUGCUGGCAGUGAGGGGGAGCUCUACCCUCCCUUAGAACCUCAGGGACGGGGCCCAGCUUCUGGACCCACUGAGGACUUGGAGGACACUGGACCUCCCGCGCUGGAUCCCUCUGGGACGUCAAUCACUGAAGAAAUCCUGGAACUGCUGAACCAAAGAGGCCUCCAGGAUGCGGGGUGCUCACUACAGCCACCCCCCAACGACAUUCCCAAGUUCCCAGGAGACUCCCAGGUGCCAGGUGAUGGCGAAAGCUUUGCAUUCCCAGCCCUGCCCAAUCAGGACUCUUCAGAGGAGGAGGAGGAAGAGCUGGAGAUGGAUGAACGGGGCCCUUCCCCACUCCACAUCCUAGAGGGACUCGGAAGUCCCAGUGCAGCUGAAGUUCCCGACAUUCCUGGCCUUACCAAAAACCCUGCUGUGCCCAACCUCCCUGAAAUGUCCAGCCUUUCUGAAAUUCCCCCACUUCCCCGCCUUCCCAGUCUCUCUGACAUUUCUAGUGUUUUUGAAAUGCCUUGCCUCCCAGCCAUACCCAGUGUUCCUGAGAUUGCUGCCUCCCUCCCCUGUGACGCCUGGCUGCAGGGCUCUCUGCGGGAACCGGGCGAGGCUCUAGCCACCAGGAGAGAACUGAUCUCUGGAGGCAGUUCUGGAGAACUGGGAGGGCCUUCCUCAGGCAGCCAAGCAGGGCAGGAGGAGGAGGAGGAGGAGGAAAAAGGGGUAUCGUUUCCUGAUUUCCGGCCCCAGGAUGGCACCCGAGAUGAGGGAUUCCAAGAUGAGCUGGAAUUCCGCUCUUGCUCAGAAAUCCGGAGUGCCUGGCAGGCUCUGGAGCAGGGGCAGUUGGCCCGGCCUGGUUUCCCAGAGCCGCUUCUGAUUCUGGAAGACUCUGAUCUGGGUAGAAGCAGCAGGAGUGGGAAGGCUGGCGUCCCCAUUGCGGAGCGGGCCGCGUCCCGCGUGCGAGAGCUGGCCCGGCUUUACAGUGAGCGGAUCCAGCAGAUGCAGCGGGCUGAGACCCGGGCAUCAGCUAAUGCCCCCCGCCGCCGGCCGCGGGCUCUGGCCCAACCCCAGCUGUUCCCUUGCCUGCCCCAGGAGCAGGCUGAGCCAGGGCCCCUGCCUGCCUUUGGACAUGUGCUGGUAUGUGAGCUGGCCUUCCCGCUGACCAUGGCCCAGGAGUCUGUCCCUCUGGGCCCUGCUGCCCAUGUUCAAGCUGCUGCACCCCUAUCUAAACAGGCAGGCAGCCUGGGUGGCCAGGGUCUAGAUGUCUCCAAUUGGCCUGAGCAAGACCAUCAGGGCAUCCAGAUUCCAGCUGCUACCACUUUGCCUGAGCAAGGCCUCUGGGUUCCAGCCACCACACCUUUGCCCGAGCAGGAAGACCUGCCACAUGUUCAGGUUCCGGCUGUUGGAGCUCCACCCGAUCAAGAAGGCCACCUGGAAAUGCAAGUUCCGGUUACCAGCCCUUUGCCUGAGCGUAGAGGCCACAAGGAUAUACAGCUUCCAGCUACCACUGCUUUCCCUCAGCAGGGAUGCCAGGUAGACAUCCAAGUUCCAACCACCCCAGCCUUGCCAAAGCAGGGAACUUGUUCUCAUGUCCCAGUUUUAGCCACCAGUCCUGUGCCCAAGCAAGAAGGCCACCUAGACUACCAGAGCCCAGACAACACCCCGUUAACAAAGCAAGGAGGUUCCAGGGAUGUUCAGUCCCCAGCCACUGCCGGCAGCCAAGCCAUCGACCCUUUGCUUCCGAGUGGAAGCAGUCUGGACCCUCGGAUCCCAGCCAACAACGCAAUGCCCUUGGAACAUGACCUCUCAGACAUUCAGCUUCCGGAUACCUCACCUUUGCCUACAUGUGGGGGCCACCUAGACUGUCGGGUCCCAGCCGGUGCUUCGUUGUCUUUGCCCCCGGACCUCCCAGACGUUCGGGCUCAGGCUGCCACAGGUUGGCCCCAGCCCCAAGGCAUCAUGGACACAAGGAUACAAGCAUCCCUGCCUUUGCCCAAGCAGGGGGGCCUGCCAGACCCUCAGGGUUCCACUGCUGUCCCUUUGCUUCAGGAGCAAAGCCUCACAGACCUCCAGGCCCCAAAACCUGCACCUCAGUUGGAGCAGAAGGGCCUCCCGGACAUCAGUGUUCCAGCUGCCACACCUCUGCCUGAGCAAGGAGGCUCUUGGGACACUCAAGGCCUGUCACCCACCCCUACACAAACCACUGUGAUUUUGUUCAAACCAGGAGGCCACUUAGCCUCUCACGUUGCCAGGUCAGAGUGUUCAGACUUGACUCCACCUCACAGUCCCCCACCCCCAACCCGUCAGCUCCUGGGCCCCAGUGCAGCGGCUCUGUCAAGAUACCUGGCAGCCUCGUACAUCAGCCAGAGCCUAGCUCGGCGUCAAGGGCCUGGGGGAGAGGCCCCCCCAACCUCCCGGGGUCCUUGGUCUUCUGCCCCCACGUCACGGGCACCUUCACCACCGCCCCAGCCCCAACCCCCACCGCCCCCGGCCAGGAAGCUCAGCUAUGCCACCACAGUGAACAUCCAAGUCGGGGGUGGCGGGCGGCUGCGGCCAGCCAAGGCCCAGGUCAGGUUGAACCACCCUGCUCUGCUGUCCUCCACCCAGGAAUCUGUGGGCCUUCGCAGAGUCCAGGGGGCUCCUGAUGCCCCUUUCCACAUGUGAGCUGGGAUAUCGGGCUUCUUGAAAAGCAAGGACUUCAACCACAUGCUGCAGACUCAGAACUUCACUGAAGUUGGCUUCAAACACUGAACACAAGCCUGAAACUGCCGCAGCUUCCUCCUCCUGGGGUCUGCUUUGCCAAAUGGGCCUUAUUACUUACCCUGAUUAACAGGGAUGGGAGAGGGGGUCAUUAAUAUUUUGUUAAUAUUAUGAAA